UAAAGAGAACGUCAGAUCUAGAAAGCAGUCAUUCAGAUCAAGAGAGGCACGGAGGCAAAGGACGUGUUCAGAUCAUCUCAUUCCUCUGGCUUCUUUUUUUUCCAGGAGCAGGGCUGUUCUGCUGACCCACCGUGAUGCAGGCCGUGCUGCUCCUUUGCUGUGUCUUGCUGUCCCCAGUGGCUGCCUUCCCAAGAAAUGCCCAGGAAGGGGUCCUGACCUUCCAGCCGUCCAUCUCAGAAACUGGGCAUCCUUUGAACCUGCUCUCCAACCAGCUCCUUCUCCCAGACCCUAAAACCUGCCAGCAUCUCUUACAUGUGGCCUCCUCCUUAGCCCCUCUGCCUGAGUACCUAUCCAGCUUAGCUCUGGAGGUGGUCUUGGAAGAGAUUGGUUGCACAACUGAGGCUCACAUUCUGCAGCUCCAGCUUGUUAAGAUAGGAGGAAAGGACACCACUGAAACCCUCAUCCGUGAGAGCAAAAAGCACAAUGAAGGAGAAGGGAUUGGCCAAGUUAAGGUCAUUCUGAAGGAUCUGGGAGGAUCCCCAGGGGAGCUUAGGCGGGUGCAGCGCUCAGUUACCCUUCUGGAGGCAUGUAGGCAGGAAAAUAGGUGGGUGCUCUAUGAGACAGCAAAAAUGAUGGCUGAAUUUGCUGAGAAGCUCCCUAACACUGAGCUGGUAACAGAGUUUAAGGCUGCUGCCAUUGAUGUCACCCAGAAGUGCACGGAUGAGUCCUGGGAGCAUUUGCAAGCAGUAAGCAACCGGCUAGUGAACAGCCCUGAGAUGAAAGACUUCACAAUGCCUAUGCAAGAUCAGCUGUACUUUAUCAAGCGUUUCGCAACCAUUCUGAUGCACAUUCUAGUGGAAUUCAUAAAGACGCAAGUCCAGAAUAUUUUUGGAUAGGGAAGGCCUCCAAGGCACCCUGUUUCCUUUCUCAAAUGUCUCUGAUAGGAUCAUGUACAAGGACUGGGCACAACAGGUAGUUAGAAAUGUUGAGACAGCUUAGGGCAGAAGUAUCUAUUCAUUUGAUCCCAAUGCUAAAAGCCAUGUGACCAGAGUCAGCUUUGCCCCUUCUCUUAAUAAAUCCUAGUCUCUAUUUUUUUCCCCAAUUUCUCUUUGUCAGGUACUGGGGAUGUAUUACGUACUAGACAUGAAGGAUAUUGUAAUCUUUCCCCAUGUAUCUACCUUUUACUUUCUAAUUCCCAGCUGGGUGCUGUAACUUGUUUGUGUUCAUUUUUAAACUGAAAAGAGAAAUUAAAUGUUGCUUCUAGAUCAGAA
Messenger RNA from Capra hircus (goat), 1271 nucleotides. RefSeq names its product apolipoprotein F. The coding region runs from base 135 to 896 and encodes 253 amino acids. The transcript has 2 exons. Gene Ontology annotation, biological process: cholesterol metabolic process. Lineage: Eukaryota; Metazoa; Chordata; Mammalia; Artiodactyla; Bovidae. The record is from RefSeq and is a predicted model, not a curated record.